Molecule: messenger RNA, 735 nt
Organism: Oppia nitens
Lineage: Eukaryota; Metazoa; Arthropoda; Arachnida; Sarcoptiformes; Oppiidae
Exons: 4
Coding region: 1-735 (244 amino acids)
Source: RefSeq, a predicted model, not a curated record
AUGCAAUUAUUCAUAUUAUUCAUUGCUUUCACAAUCAUAUGCAUCACUGUUAGCGAUGCAUUUAAGCCAAAUGGAGUGGACUGUGAUCCACAAGCCAUGGAUGAGACAACUCGAUGGCUGUUUUUCUUGAAUGAUCCAAAACAUAACAUACCUGAGACCGAAAGUGACCGGCAUGAAUUUUGCACCGAAAGAGUACAAAAAGAGUUAUAUGUGAAAAAUUAUGCCAAACGAUGUUUGAAGGCAUUUCCAUAUCAAGUGACUACACUAUUGAUGUAUGGAGUGAUUCGCAAAAAUAAAUACUAUUGUACUUUCAAAAGAGGCCAAAAAGAUAUCGUAGGUAUGGCUAAGUGCUUGAAUGACAUCAAACCAAUGGGAGACAAAUGUAUGAGCAAAUUGAUAGAUGAAGCUAUGAUAACAAUCAAUGCACCGGAAAAUUUGAAAAUCGGUUUGAUUUGUUGUAAUUAUUAUAAGUUUGAAGAUUGUGUAACACAUGAGGCGUCGGAAAGUGCCUCAAAAGACUGCACUGAAACCAGUGUUACACUCAUUGAACAGCUUCUCGAGGGAUAUACCGGACAAAUGAUUGGACACAUUUGCACCCAAUAUAGACGUGAGACGGAUCAGUGCCAAAAGAUACUACGGGUGCCCAAAACGUGGACCAGAGAAUUAACUAAUCAAACCAGAUAUAAGUCAAUUUUGCCGCCAUUUAUUGAUAUUCUUGAAAGCAUACCGGCCUAA